Molecule: messenger RNA, 1548 nt
Organism: Rhizopus microsporus ATCC 52813
Lineage: Eukaryota; Fungi; Mucoromycota; Mucoromycetes; Mucorales; Rhizopodaceae
Exons: 4
Coding region: 1-1548 (515 amino acids)
Biological process (GO): protein O-linked glycosylation via mannose
Molecular function (GO): glucuronosyltransferase activity; xylosyltransferase activity
Source: RefSeq, a predicted model, not a curated record
AUGAACAUUAGAGACGAGAGAGGGUCAUCCUUUGAGAGGAUCAUUAAACGUACCCGACGUUCCAUUUGGUUUAAAUUUAGACGUACAUCAAGACUACACCUUGUUGCUUUAUUCACACUAUUGACCUUACUCUAUUUCUUUCUUAAUCGUUCUACUUCUUUAAAGAAAAAAUCUAAAAUAACAACACUCGGCAAUCAACCAACAUAUGAGCAACACAACACAUCUUGUUUCGCCACUCUGUGCAAUCCUUCCAACAAGUGCUCUACUUGGUUACCUAACCGACCCUACGACUGGUCUGAACUUUCUCAAGCAGGCAUCUUUCGCGAUCUGGCAACGAUCCAAGUUGAGUUUGGCUGUGAGUUAAAGAUCAAAUUGGAAAGUGAGAGAAGUGAGUGGAUGACAUUGCCUACUGGGAAAAAAGUUAAUUGUGAAGGAUAUGAUACGAAAUGCGGAAACCUUGUUGCGAUCGAUUUGAAAGCCAAUAUCCUGAUUCUUGCCAUCCAGCUCAAGCAAAAAAUGCAAGAUCCGUCUACUGAAGGACAGGAGAUUGUCAUGGUGCAUCAUGGGCAAGAAAGUUCCAAUAGAAAUGUUGAUGUAAGCCUUAUUAGUCAAUUCUCAGUCAAUCGAUUAGAGCCAUUUGUUGAAGUGAUCGAAUCCUGGCAAGGUCCUAUCUCUGUAGCAAUAUAUCUUACCCAAUCGACAGAUAUUGAUACACUUGUUCAAUUUUUAAAGACAUCCAAAAACCUAGACUUGUAUUCUCGACUAACCAUAACGUUGAUUAAACCAAACUACCUUGAUCCCGAACAUCUGGCGUACCCGAUCAACAAUUUACGCAACAUAGCAAUCACACAAUCUACCACAGAAUACAUCUUUGUCACAGACGCUGAUUUUGUACCCUCGAAUAAUUUAUAUACCUUUAUACGAUCAAGACUGAUACCCUACGUGAUCUAUCAAUCCGGCAAAAUUCCUCCAACGGCCUGGGUCGUGCCUUGCUUUGCCAUCCGUGAGGCCUAUGCUCAGUUACCGAUCCCAAACACAUACAACGAACUACGUCGGUUGGUGGGCCAAAACGUGGCCUACAUUACAGAUCCAGGUGCGGGUCAUGGCCCAACAUUGGCAGUCGAAAUUGCCAUGGUACGACCCUUGUUGAUGGGAAACCCACUCGCAUACGAAGUUUGCUACGAAUCGCAAUGGGAACCCUACUACGUCCUGCAUCGAUCAGCCCCUCUUUAUGAUGUGCGGUUCAGAAACCAAGGCGGCGAUAAACAGUCGCAUGCAUUACAUCUCAAUGCAGAAAAGUACAGGUUUAUGGUCCUCAGAGAAGUCUUUAUGGUUCAUAGAGAUCAUUCGAAGAUGAUUUGGCCUUCAGGCGGCUUUGAAAAGAGUCAAAAGGAGGCCAAGACGUGGAAUUACUUUAAUGAAUUCAUGAAUGAAAUUCAAUCAAUUUAUGGGCGAAACUCACGAUGGCCUCGUGGAUGUAGUGCGAUGGCCAUUGGAUGGCAGGACCAAAGACGGGAUGUUGUUGGUUUGGCAGCAGGCGCAGUUUAA